UGAACAGAGAACACACCUAGCAUGCUAGGAGCAAUAUCGCAUCCUGCCCAUGUGUAUCCUUCCUCGUCCAAUAUCUCCCCCGAUAAACCCGACCCGCAGCCGAUAUCAAGAAGGAAUGCAGGCUCAUCUGGUGGCAAGCUGAGUAGUUCCAGAGCCCGAUACGUCAUGUCAGCUUGAAUUGACUGGACACGGGUGCUGGUAAAUUUUUUGUGAGCGAAGUAUCGUAGCGA
Molecule: messenger RNA, 230 nt
Organism: Phanerochaete carnosa HHB-10118-sp
Lineage: Eukaryota; Fungi; Basidiomycota; Agaricomycetes; Polyporales; Phanerochaetaceae
Exons: 1
Coding region: 22-177 (51 amino acids)
Source: RefSeq, a predicted model, not a curated record